Penicillium paradoxum is the source of this 774-nucleotide messenger RNA. RefSeq names its product putative Phosphoserine phosphatase. The record is from RefSeq and is a predicted model, not a curated record. NCBI's taxonomy places the organism in Eukaryota, Fungi, Ascomycota, Eurotiomycetes, Eurotiales, Aspergillaceae. The transcript is spliced from 6 exons. Bases 1 to 774 code for a protein of 257 amino acids. Gene Ontology annotation, molecular function: phosphatase activity.
AUGGGUUCUACCGCUCUCCCAUACAUGGAGACUAAGCCCAAGAUCAUUUUCUUCACCGACUUUGAUGGAACAAUCACCGUCGAUGACAGCAAUGACUUCAUGAUCGAUAACCUUGGCUUUGGUCUGGCAAAGCGCCUCGUGUUGAACGAGCAGGUCCUCAAUGAGACCUUGAGUUUCCGAGAUGCCUUCCGCGAGAUGCUUGAAAGCAUCAAGACCCCGUACGACGAGUGCAUCCAGACGCUGUUGAAAAACAUGAAGCUGGACCCGUACUUCGAGGAGUUCUACUACUGGGCGAAGGAGAACAAUGUACCCAUUGUCAUCCUGUCCUCUGGCAUGCGACCCAUUAUCAGCGCCCUGUUGGAAAAGUUCCUCGGUCACAAGCCAGGCAACCACCUCACCAUCAUUUCCAACGAGCCUGUGAGCCGCGAUGGCAAGGACAUCAACAGCGAGGGUGGCUGGCAAAUCGAGUACCACGAUGACAGCCACUUCGGCCAUGAUAAGUCCCUGGAGAUCAAGCCCUAUGCCGCUUUGCCCGACAGCGAGCGCCCGAUUCUUCUGUAUGCUGGAGACGGUAUUUCCGAUCUGUCUGCGGCUGCGGAAACCGACCUUCUCUUCGCCAAGAAAGGAAAAGAUUUGGUGACCUACUGUCAGCGCAGGGGCAUGCCCUAUACAACGUUUGAGAAUUGGUCAACGAUUCUCGCGUCUUCCAAGGAUAUUUUGAGUGGCAAGGUGUCAGCCGCUGAUGUGGCUGCCAAGGCCUCGCUCGGCGUGUAG